UAGCGGAAAUAAAGUCCUAAAAUUUCGAUCAUCUCCUCUCCUGACUCCUCCUUUGGUUUCAGUGUCUGGAAAAGACCUGAAAGCUUUUCCUUUUCUGGAAAAAAAUUCAGUUCAAAUUUUCUGUUUCUGAAUCGCGCAUUGCAACCCCCAACCCCGUGAAAAAGAUGUUGAUAUAGCAAUCCAAAACCCUAACCCUUCAUCCCAUUUCGCAAUGCAACCCCAAACCUUAAACCUACCUCCAGCUCUCACUCUAUUCCCAACCCUCAGACCCCCUCACAAGACCCUCACUUUCCACCGAUUUCUUGUCCUAAUCAUCACUUUCUUAGCCUACGCUUCCUUCCACGCCUCUCGGAAGCCCCCAAGCAUCGUCAAGAGCGUGCUCGGUCCCAAAAUUGAACCAAAUUCGUCCCAUAUCGGUCCCGAUUCGGGUUGGCCGCCGUUUGAUGGCCCCCAAGGUACCCACCGUCUCGGCGAGCUCGACCUCGCGUUCCUAUCGUCCUACUCGAUUGGAAUGUACCUCGCUGGUCACGUUGGUGAUCGGAUCGAUCUGAGGCUGUUCCUUGUGUUUGGGAUGGUGGGUAGUGGAGCUUUCACCAUAUUCUUCGGGUUAGGGUAUUGGUUGGAUCUGCAUUGGUUGGGGUUCUUUUUGGUGGUCCAAGUUCUGUGCGGGUUAUUUCAGUCCAUUGGGUGGCCCUGUGUGGUGGCAGUGGUCGGGAAUUGGUUUGGGAAAGACAAGAGGGGGUUGAUAAUGGGGGUAUGGAACUCGCAUACCUCUGUUGGGAACAUCAUCGGUUCCGUUGUGGCAUCGGGGGUGCUGGAAUUCGGGUGGGGUUGGUCCUUUGUGUUGCCUGGUGUGCUGGUGAUUGUGGUUGGGAUUGUCGUUUUCGUGUUUCUUGUUACGAGUCCUGAGGACUUGGGGUUGGAGUCUCCUGGAAUGGAGAUCGAGAUGAAUGUUGAGGUGGGGCCAGAGAGGGUGGAGUCGGAGGAAGCGGGUCUUCUUGUGAGUAGUGAGAGUUCUGAUACCUUGGCUGCAAUUGGGUUCUUGGAGGCGUGGAGGCUACCGGGCGUUGCACCAUUUGCAUUCUGCCUAUUCUUCUCGAAGCUGGUUGCUUACACUUUUCUGUAUUGGUUGCCCUUCUACAUAAGGCACACAGCUGUUGCUGGUGUGCAUUUGUCACAUAAAACUUCUGGGAUCCUCUCAACAAUUUUCGACAUUGGAGGGGUCUUUGGUGGAAUUUUGGCAGGAUUUGUAUCUGAUGUGAUUGAUGCUCGUGCGGUUACUUCAAUUGUGUUCUUGUUACUAUCAAUUCCAGCCCUUGUUUUCUACCGGCUAUAUGGAAGCGUCUCCAUGUUUGCCAACAUUGGGUUGAUGUUUUUGUCUGGAUUGCUUGUUAAUGGCCCGUACUCACUUAUCACAACCGCUGUUGCAGCUGAUCUUGGCACCCAGAGCAUGGUUAGUGGGAAUUCUCGUGCAUUGGCUACCGUUACUGCUAUUAUAGAUGGUACUGGUUCCGUUGGGGCAGCUCUUGGUCCAUUAUUGGCUGGGUAUAUAUCCUCUAGAGGAUGGAACAGUGUCUUUUUUAUGCUUAUUGUUUCCGUUUUCGUUGCAAGUUUGUUCUUGAUUCGUGUUGCAAGAAGUGAGAUUAGAGAGAGAUUGAAUGUGGGAAAAUGGUUUUGGAACAUCAUGAGCUCCCAUUAGUGAGAAGUUCCUCCGGCAUCACGCAUUUUCUUUU
Juglans regia (Persian walnut) is the source of this 1733-nucleotide messenger RNA. RefSeq names its product putative glycerol-3-phosphate transporter 5. NCBI's taxonomy places the organism in Eukaryota, Viridiplantae, Streptophyta, Magnoliopsida, Fagales, Juglandaceae. Gene Ontology annotation, molecular function: transmembrane transporter activity. The coding region runs from base 212 to 1699 and encodes 495 amino acids. Gene Ontology annotation, biological process: phosphate ion homeostasis; transmembrane transport. The record is from RefSeq and is a predicted model, not a curated record. Gene Ontology annotation, cellular component: membrane. The transcript is spliced from 2 exons.